This is a messenger RNA of Ciona intestinalis (vase tunicate), 867 nucleotides long. The record is from RefSeq and is a predicted model, not a curated record. NCBI's taxonomy places the organism in Eukaryota, Metazoa, Chordata, Ascidiacea, Phlebobranchia, Cionidae.
AUGGGUCCCCCUGCUGCCCCGUUCUCCAGGGGUAGAGAUGAAAGACAAGCCGUGUUAGACACGGCGAGGAAGUUGACUUCACAAGAGGAUACGAAGAGAGGUUCGAGUCCGUCAGUUAAGUCGUCCCCCCGAAGCAGUUCCACGUUCACCCCUAUUCCACAAAUGGAUGAAAGUUUCCUCACCAAGAAGGUGGAUCACAUCAUUAAGGAGUAUUUACAUCUCGUGGAUCUAAAGGAGGCAAGAGAAUGCAUCCUUGAGCUUAAGGUUCCGCCCAACCUAACUCAUCUUAUUGUGAGCUCAUCAAUGGAGUCGUCGCUUGAGAAGAAACAAUCGGAUCGUGAGCAUGUAGCGACCCUUAUCUGUGACAUCAUAAAGCAACGGAUUGUUACAGAGGAUGAAUUUCUUAAAGGAGCUGCGAUGAACAUCGAACUUGCCGCCGAUCUUGAACUUGACUUACCCAAAGUAUGGACGUGCAUGGCUGAGCUUGUUGCCCCCGUUAUAUACGACCCGAAAACUGGAAUAAACCUCUCGCAUCUGGUUCCGAUGUCUCAACAAUUGCUAGAUCUCGAUCGAUCAGUGAUUUUUGUGACCGAGAUAUUGAAGAAGAUGGUUACGCUUAUGCCAGCAGAAGGCGUGUUAAAGCAGUGGGUCGACCACAAUCUACAGUGGAGUUCAUUCACUCAAUCUACUGAUCCAACACAGCUGAAUGAAAUGCUUAGUAAAAAUAAUCUUUCAAUGUUUGGAGGAACGUCUAACGGUACUCACGUGUCAGCUGUCAAUCAAACGUCACACAAAGAUUUUUCAACCUCUGUGUCGGAGAUAACGCGUCACCUCGAUAAACUACAAAGACAUGUACCCUUCUUUUAA